Molecule: messenger RNA, 1818 nt
Organism: Hylaeus volcanicus
Lineage: Eukaryota; Metazoa; Arthropoda; Insecta; Hymenoptera; Colletidae
Product: WD repeat-containing protein 46
Exons: 5
Coding region: 160-1743 (527 amino acids)
Biological process (GO): maturation of SSU-rRNA from tricistronic rRNA transcript (SSU-rRNA, 5.8S rRNA, LSU-rRNA)
Cellular component (GO): small-subunit processome; nucleolus; 90S preribosome
Molecular function (GO): protein binding
Source: RefSeq, a predicted model, not a curated record
GUUUUGUAGAGAUGCCCCAAUGAUCAGUGAUCAGUGAUUCAGCCGUCCACUAAAUUCGCCCAAAUGCGCCCUUUGAAGUAUAACCAAAAAACUACAUCGAAUAAUUUACUUUCUAUAGAGAAAUAUUCUAAUCAUUAAAGCUACGUUUAUUGGAACAAAAUGAAGCCCAGAAGAGACGAAUAUCGUGGACGACCACCUAUCAGCAAAGAAAAACUAGCGAAACAUAGCAAAGGUGAAGGAAUUGAUUUAAAAGGAAAGACAUCAACGAUAAAAAAUAAAGUGCUGAAAAAGAAGUUAAAGACGAAGGAGAAGGUUAUACAAAGAACGAUACAAGACACUGCUCGCGCAGAAUUACUUCUGACAGAAGAUUAUGGUUGUUUGGAAGCUGAUCCAGGAGAAGUAACUACUCGUUUUAAGCAAAAACAAAUUGCAGACAAUGUAGACAUAACCAGUGCAGCUAAACACUUUACAUUGAAUUUAGAAUUUGGCCCAUACUGUAUUAAGUAUACCAGAAAUGGUAGGCAUUUAGUUCUGGGUGGAAGGAAAGGCCAUGUAGCUGCUAUUGAUUGGGUUACAAAAAAAUUAGCUUGUGAAAUAAAUGUAAUGGAAUCUGUGCACGACUUGGCAUGGUUGCACGUAGAAACAAUGUUUGCAGUUGCCCAGAAAGAUUGGGUGUACAUAUAUGACAAUCAAGGAAUUGAAAUUCAUUGUUUAAAACAAAUGAAUAAAAUCAAUAAGUUAGAGUUCUUACCUUAUCAUUUUUUACUUGCCGGCGCAUCAAGAGAUGGUUAUUUAUCUUGGCUUGAUGCUUCUAUUGGCAAAUUUAUAUGUUCUUACAAUUCUAAAGUAGGAAAUAUAGCGGUAAUGACACAAAAUCCAAGUAAUGCUGUACUAUGCGUGGGUAGUUCGAAAGGAGUAGUCUCUAUGUGGUCUCCAAAUAGCAGAGAUCCACUAGCAAAAAUGUUAUGCCACACGCAAGCGAUUACUGCUUGUGCGGUUCAUCCAUAUGGAACUUAUAUGGCAACUAGUUGUCCAGCUAGGUUUGUAAAGGUAUGGGAUAUCAGACAAUUAGCAGGACCAGUGCAUAAUUAUCAGACACUUUCUCCUGUUCAACAUUUGUCUUACAGUCAAUGCGGUCAGCUUGCAAUGGCAAUGGGGAAUGUAGUAGAGGUUUAUCGAUCCUCCACAGAUGAAAUGAAAUCAUAUCUACGACAUAAAGCUGAUUGGACUGUAACAAGUAUGCAAUUUUGUCCAUACGAGGAUGUCUUGGGUAUUGGUACAACAAGAGGAGUUUCCUCUCUUUUAGUACCUGGAAGCGGAGAAGCUAACUUCGAUGCGCUCGAGAGCAAUCCGUUCCAGACUAAGAGCCAGAGGCGUGAGCAUGAAGUGAAGGCUUUGCUAGAUAAGAUUCAACCAGAAUUAAUUACUUUAGACCCAAUUGCUAUAACAGAAGUAGAUGUACCUACCUUGAAAGAUAAAAUAGAGGCGAAGAAAAAACUUGUAUACCUUAAACCAAAGAAUAUAGACUUUAAACCACGCAGAACGAAGGCGAAAGGAAAGGGAGGAACAGCGAAAGUAAUAAAAACUAAGAGGAUUCUUAAAGACUUAAGUCGAAGGGAAACUGUUGACAUUUUACGCGGAGCAGAUGUGCAACCGGAUACGAAGAAAAAGAAUGUACCGCAAAAAGAUUACGGGGUAUUAAACAGAUUUGUAUCAAAAUCUAGUCAAAGUACGUCCAGGUAACACAAUAUCGUGUUGUAUAUUAAGAACGGAUGGAAUUUAAUUUUGUAUUUUUUUCUUAAUUAAGAUACAUUUUUU